GACACCUGGGGAGUGACACUGCCGGAUUCCCCAUGCAGCCAAGGCAGGUGAGGGGAGGACGAGGGUCGGCACCCGGAGCAGGAAGGGCACUAAAUGAGAAUAUGGCCAAUGGCAUUGAAGAUCUUAUUGGGAUCCCAUUCCCAAACCACAGCAGUGAAGUCUUAUGUGGUUUAAAUGAGCAGAGGCAUGACGGUCUCCUCUGUGAUGUCAUCCUCAUUGUACAGGACCAGGAGUACCGGACCCAUCGGUCCGUCCUUGCUGCCUGCAGCAAGUACUUCAAAAAACUCUUCACUACCAGAACUUCAACAGACCAGCCCUACGUUUACGAGAUUGACUUUGUCAAGCCUGAAGCACUUUCUGCCAUCCUCGAGUUUGCCUACACCUCAACCCUCACCAUCACCACCUCAAAUGUCAAGCACAUCCUCAGUGCUGCCAAGAUGCUGGAGAUCCAGUGCAUUAUCAAUGUAUGCCUUGAAAUCAUGGAGGCAGAAGAAGAAGAUGACAAAGAGGAUGAAGAUGACAAUGAAGACGAAGAUGAGGAGGAAGAGGAGGAGGAGGAGGAAGUGGAAGAUUUUGUCAAUCAGGGGAACCUAACUGAUGUCCGAGAAGUAAGCUGUCACCAAAGCCCUUCUAAGUCUGAUCUUACCAAAGAAGCAUAUACAGAAGCACCUAAAGACUUUCCAAAUCACUACCCAGCUGAUAACUCUGCUGGACACUUGGGUGUGAUACAAGACUUCUCCAUUGAGUCCUUGCUAAGGGAAAACUUGUACCCUAAGGCAAACAUCCCAGAAAGGAGGCCAGCUCGCUCUCCUCUCACCCCUAGCUUCUUCCCCCAUCUAUGGAAUGGUGAUUUUAGCUCCUUUUCCCAGCUCAAGGAGCUACAAGUAGACAAUGGCCCCUUGGAUCUGGUGAUCAAAAAGAGGAAGAUCAAAGAAGAGGAGAAGGAAGACCUGCCUCUGCCUCCUUUCCCUAAUGACUUCUUCAAGGACAUGUUUACCAACACCCCAGAAGGUCCCUUAAGGCAUAUUAAGACAGAGACUGACUAUAGCGCUCGUCUCAAUUUCCUAAGUGCUAUCCAGUUUGGAGGAGAUUUUCCCCCAUGGCCCCUGGAGGAAGAGAGGAAGAUAAAACCCAAGGCAUCCCAGCAAUGUCCCAUCUGUAACAAAGUCAUCAUGGGGGCUGGCAAGCUGCCCAGGCACAUGAGGACCCACACGGGAGAGAAGCCAUAUAUGUGCAAUAUCUGUGAAGUCCACUUUACCAGGCAGGACAAGCUCAAAAUUCACAUGCGGAAGCACACGGGGGAGCGGCCAUACCUGUGCAUCCACUGCAAUGCCAAAUUCGUGUACAACUACGACCUGAAGAACCAUAUGCGCAUCCAUACGGGUGUCCGGCCCUACCAGUGCGAGUUCUGCUACAAGAGCUUUACACGCUCCGACCACCUCCAUCGCCACAUAAAACGCCAGAGCUGCCAGCUCACACAACCCCGGCGAGGACGCAAGCCAGCGGCGUGGAGGGCGGCCAGCUUGCUCUUCACUCCAGGUGGUCUGCCAAUGGAGAACACCUUUGUGAUGCCACCAACAUUGGAGGAGCUGAGCGGCCACCUCAGCGGCGCGACCAUGUGCCUUCCCGGCCCCAGCCCCAAGCACUUUUUGAGCAGGGCCAAGACCACCUUCAGCUUGCAGGAGCUGGAGAGCCACUUUGAAGAAACCCAGAUGAAGCUCUUCAGGCGAGCCCAGCUAGACAUGGAGAGGAACGCGAGCGUCUUUGCCUUCACCCUGAGCCAUAAUGAAAACCUCGCCGCCCAACCCUUUUACCCUCUUCCCAAUCCUUGGAGCACAGGCUUCAGUGGCUUGGCGGGACUCAGCCAUGUGGCUCCCAUUUCAGAGGCAAGCAACUAAACCCAUGCCUGGUCCCACCAUGGGUCUGCUCCCUUCCCAACAGGGCAGCCAGCUCCCUUGGGGUCCCUGCCUGCCAUUUCACAUCAUCUGGCUCCCAAGAAGCUCUUUGUCCCCUUGCUGGCAUGGCCUGCUGGGGGGCUUGGGGCAUGGGACCAUCCCCAGGUGGGUGGGCAGGUGCUGCACCCCAUGGCCACUGGAACUUUAGACUCUGCAAUGCACUUGGCUUUGGGGCCAUAGGGCACACGCUGCCCCAUCCAGCUGCCAACCGCUCAUGGCUCCAUCCGGAAAAGCCAGGCCAGAACUGCUGCUCUCUUGAACACUCCCAAAAACGUCACUUGCCUUAGUCCAGGGCAUGGCCAUCACCAUGAGAUAUCUCUUCUGGGAGAGAUGUUCCCCAUUUUCCACCCGUGGGGCCUGCUGAACAGCAACAAACCAUCCAGCUUUGGUUUUGAUAUGUUAAAUCCCUUGGCCCUUUUUGGUCAAAAGGACUUUUUUUUAAUUAAUUCCCAUGUCUGGCAACAAAAUUUAUUCUACAAGGGAUAAAGGGGAGGGUCAAGCAGCCACUUUGGGAGGGGGAGGAUCCUGGCCAUUGCCUUUCUCAGCAGUAUUUCAGAUUUCCAGGGCUGGUGAAAGCCCUUCUGUGCAGAAUGAGUUGAAACCCUAAAAAAAGUUUUUAAAAAAAGAGGUAGAAAAUCACCCAGGAGCAAAGCUCAGUAGAAAAGGGGGUUUUUACUUAUUUUGGUUCUUUGUCCAUUUCAAAAUUUCAGAAGGAGGACUAAAGCCUAUUUUGAGUAUUUUAACUUCAGUUGCUUGAAAAGGUGAAGGAAAAAUUUUGGAAGGAUCAAAAAUGUUUCAAUUCUGAGCUUUUAUUAAACCCUUGCUUUGUGAAAAUAUACCAUGUGGGAAUUUUGAAAUUAAAAAUUCAUUUCAAACCAAAGAGUCAGAAUUCACUGCUGCUGACCGUUCUGAAAUGUCUGGAUUUGUGUCCUUAAUUUCCCCUAAUUCCUAUAUAUAUUUUGAUGACAAAAAUUUACAAAACACUUGAGUGUCCCCAAAUCUGCAAUGUCGAUGGGAAAAAGUUGGGUGUGCAAAUAUCCCUGCUGCUUGUCUCAAGGGAUCUUUGUGGAAAAGAAGUCCACUAAAGAUGUCUUGCAGAUGAGAUUGUCUACUUGCAAGCAAGUAGAAAUACUAUUUUUCUUCACCAUUUGUUGGUUCAAGAGAUGAGGUGGUAACAUAUGAUGGGGUGCUCCAAGCUGAAGGUUGCCCACAGUGGCCACCAGGUUUGGGGUCUUUCCCAGCA
Messenger RNA from Phalacrocorax carbo (great cormorant), 3198 nucleotides. Lineage: Eukaryota; Metazoa; Chordata; Aves; Suliformes; Phalacrocoracidae. The record is from RefSeq and is a predicted model, not a curated record.